Drosophila kikkawai is the source of this 1958-nucleotide messenger RNA. It is a transcript of the gene Dip-C, whose product is annotated as dipeptidase C. Lineage: Eukaryota; Metazoa; Arthropoda; Insecta; Diptera; Drosophilidae. Gene Ontology annotation, molecular function: metalloaminopeptidase activity; manganese ion binding. The record is from RefSeq and is a predicted model, not a curated record.
AAAACAAAAAACAAAAACAAAAAACGAACAGCAAAAUGACGUAACGAGUUGCCACUGCGUUGCAAAAAAAAGAGUAACAAUCGGCAAAACUGAAGAACUGAAGACUAGGCCUUUGCCAAAUAAUUCUUCUUCUUCUCCUACCCCAUAUACCUCUUUGCCAUUUCCAGGGUAUCUCUAGUAUCGAUAUUCCGCUGACAAGUCGCUCUAAUGGAAUUGGAGUGACACACUUAAUUUACUGCUGUUGUUUGCUUCAUUCGUAGAUAUCGGUCAGCUAAUCUCAUCGUUUGAGUUCACAUUUCUGCCCAGUUGCUUUGUGCAGUCAGUUAGUCAGUAGACUUCGCCUUCCCUGGACUCACGAUGGCCACUUACCAGAUGGGAUCGGGACAUGCUGUGCCCAUGACCUUAUUUCGGGACAAUAGAGAUCGCGCCGUUAAGGCGAUCCUGGAGAAGCUCCUGUCGGGCUUAAAGUUCUCCACAGGCAACCUAGUGGUGCUUCUCGAAGGCGGCAAGGACAAGAGCCUGUACAACACCGACGUGGACUACGUGUUCCGACAGGAGUCCUAUUUCCAGUACCUAUUUGGGGUCAAGGAACCGGGCUGCUACGGCAUCAUCGCCAUCGAUGUGAAGACGGGCGAAAAGAAGACCGUUCUCUUUGUGCCCCGAUUCCCCGAGGACUACGGCACCUGGAUGGGAGAGCUGCUCAGUCCAGCAGACUUCAGGGCCAUGUACGAGGUGGACGAGGUCUUCUAUGUUGACGAACUCAACGUCUAUCUGGAGAGGGUGGAGCCCAAGCUGAUACUUACGCUGAGCGGCACCAAUAGCGAUAGUGGCCUCACCCUUCAGCCGCCAGAGUUCGACGGAAAGGAGAAGUACGUCACCGACUGCGAUCUCCUGUAUCCCAUUCUAUCCGAGUGCCGUGUGAUCAAGUCGCCCGCGGAAAUCGAGGUGCUGCGCUACGUGGCCAAGGUCUCGUCGGACGCCCACAUUAAGGUGAUGAAGUUCAUGCGUCCUGGUCGCAUGGAGUUCGAGGGCGAGUCGCUGUUCCUGCACCAUUCCUACUCGGUGGGCGGCUGUCGGCACGCCUCCUACACCUGCAUCUGCGGUAGUGGUAUGAACUCCUCGAUCCUGCACUACGGACAUGCCGGCGCCCCCAACAACCGUCCUGUGCAGGACGGCGAUCUCUGUCUGUUCGACAUGGGUGCCAACUACUGUGGCUACGCGGCGGACAUCACCUGCACGUUUCCAGCGAACGGCAAGUUUACUGCGGACCAGAAGUUCAUCUACAAUGCUGUUCUGGAUGCUCGCAAUGCGGUCAUGAGCACGGCCCGCGACGGAGUGUCCUGGGUGGAUAUGCACAAGCUGGCGGGUCGCGUGCUGUUGCAGCGGCUGGCCGAGGGUGGCGUGCUGAAGGGCGAUGUUGAAGAAAUGCUCGAGGCUGGCGUCUCAGGUAUAUUCCAACCCCAUGGCUUGGGUCAUUUAAUUGGUCUAGACGUGCACGAUGUGGGCGGCUACUUGCCCACGGAGCCGAAGCGUCCCAGCGAGCCGUGGCUGAGCAAGCUGCGCUUCGCCCGCAUCCUGAGAGCGGGCAUGUAUGUGACCAUCGAGCCGGGCUGCUACUUCAUCGACUGGGUGAUGGACCGCGCCCUGGCAGAUCCGAACAUUGCUAAGUACAUCAAUGUAGAGAAGUUCAAUAGCUUCCGUGGAUUUGGGGGCGUGCGCAUCGAGGACGAUGUGCUGAUCACCCAAACGGGCACCGAGAAUUUCGCUCUUGUGCCCCGCACAGUUGAUGAAAUCGAGGCGACCAUGAGCUCGGCAUAAACAUGACUUUCAGACCCAGAUAAGAUCAUGCUGUAUACAUAUGCAUAUGUAAUAUACUUUCAAUAUACACUGUAUCAUAAUCAAAUUAUGGAUAAACCAAUAAACAUAUUAUUUACGAGGUAUGAUCGAUACAAUCAAAA